UCAUACUUGUUUGGCUCUUUGAGUGUUAACCCUUUCUAAACAGACGUGUACGGAAAAAGGUAAAAUUCACUAUUCCCUUAUUUAUUUAUUUUCAUAAUAUUUUUUUCGAACACUCUAGAAAUCUGCUGUCGUCUUUUUCGAAAUCGUUUGGACUUAGACGUUGUAAAUUUAACACUCACCAUCGUUCUGUUAAAUUUUUGUUUAUGGUCCAAUUGAAAUAGGAACCUUUAGUGAAAAAACAAGUUCGUUCGUUUACUUGAAUUGAAUUAUAGAAGAAAUGAGUUAUGUGUCUUAUAUACACAAGCCUUCGUCAGUGAGAAAUGCUGUUGUUUGUCAGUUUGUUGAUUCGACGUCGUGCAAUGUAAUAAUUGCCAAAAGCAACUGUAUCGAGAUUUACGAGUACAACGAUGAAAAAAAUCUUCAGCUUUUAACUUAUACAAAUAUAUUUGGACGUAUUGUUGGUUUAAAUUCAUUUCGCCCUGCACUAUCGUCAACAGACCAUAUUAUUGUUGCUACUGACUCUUUCCAUUAUUUCACUCUUUUCUGGGAUUCUGAAAAUCAAUCAAUUGCAAAUGGAAUCAAAAUACAGGAUUGUAGUGUGCGUUCUCUCCGCGAAAGUCAAUCUGGCCCUAUACUACUCGUAGACCCUUUCCAGCGUGUCUUAUGUUUGCAUGUUUAUCAAGGGCUUCUGACAAUUAUUCCAAUUGUCAACUCUAAAAAACGACGUCUAAACAGUAUGGACUCUUUCCUUCAUGAUAAUUUUAAUGUCCGCAUCAAAGAAUUGGAUGUUAUUGAUAUUUGCAUGCUCCACACUCCUUCAGUUCCCACCUUAGCUGUUUUAUAUCGCGACAGCAAAUCUGUUGUCCAUCUGUCUACUUACACAAUAAACAUUCGCGAAUGUGAGAUAGACGAAGAUGAUUUAGUUUGUCACGAUAUAGAGGAAGGUAAGCUUAUUGCGCACAACAAUGGUGGUGUAUUCAUCUUUGGUGAAAUGUAUGUAUACUACAUCAGCAAGGAGCUUAAAGCUUCAAAGUCCUUACUCACUUAUCCAAUAUCAGCAUUCACAGGAAUUUUGGUUUCCGAUCCACUUGAAGAUUUAUUUUCCGUCAAGUAUGAUCCGAACCAUUUCUUUGUAACUGAUGAAAGCGGCUUUAUAUACCAUUUCUAUUCUGAAUUCUCACAUAAUGGUUUGAAAAUGGACUUAGAAAAGCUUGGCGAGUCUUCUAUUGCCUCUUGUCUAGUUUCCCUUCCCCAAAAUAAAGUUUUUUUGGGAAGCCAUUAUGGAGAUUCCGCGGUUUUACAGUUAGAUAAUCCUGGUUUGGCUAACCAAGAGUUAACUGUACAGACUUUACAGAUAUUUCCUAACAUAGCUCCUAUAAGUGAUUUUACAGUCGAACAUGAAAGUUCUGGAUCUUCUAUACUUACUUGCAGCGGUGCUUACAAGGAUGGAAGUAUACGUGUCUUAAAAAAUACUGUUUCAAUUCAGGAUAUAGGCAUAAUAGAUAUGGAAAGUAUUAAGGAAGUCUUCUCUGUCUCGUUUAAGGCUGAUUAUGACAACUAUAUCAUUAUAAGCUUUCCUAGUGAAACUCGGGUACUUUAUGUCUCUCCCGAAGGUGAAUUUUCAAUAUGUACUGACCUUUCUUGUGAUUCUUCUACGUUAAGUGUCGGUGUAGUGGAUGAGGGAAAGCAACUUUUGCAAAUUACUACUUCUAAUGUCCGCUUAUUCAAUGGAAGCAAACUAAUAUCCUGGUCUCCCCAAGCAAACAUAACUAAUGGCACUAUAUAUGAAGAUUUGGUUUGUGUUGCCUUAACAGGUGGCACUAUAAUUUUUCUUCGUAUGUUGGAAGAAAUUGCUAGGUAUCAGUGUGAUUCGGAAAUCUCAUGCCUUGGCUUUUUGGAUGACUCUAUUUGCUUCAUAGGACUAUGGUCUUGUUCAGUCUUGGGUUUAAAGAUCAGCCAAGGUAGUAUCCAAGAGACGUGUCAAUAUAGCCUAAAAGAUGUACCUCGAAGUUUGACUUGUUUUUCGUUCAGUAAUCAGGUGAACGAUUUCCUAUAUGUAACUACGAAUGAUGGUCAGUUUUUGCAAUAUUCUUUCGGUGAACAUGGUAUUUACAACAUUCAACCUAAGGUAAUACGCCUAGGAAACACGCCUGUUAGCAUAAAACCCCUAAUUUUUAAAGAUAAAAGCACCCUCGUUUCUAUAGCUGAAACUCAGCAAUUUAUCCAUAUGGAAUCAAAAAGAUUGGUUUUUACUCCUUUUCCCUCAAAAGAAAUCGUUAGUAUUACAAGGUUCUGUCACCCUACCUUAAAUACGGAUCUUGUAUAUUGUACGGGUUCCAAAUUAGUUAUGGCUUCUCUUGGUGCCAUUCAAGGGUUGACUAUACAAACAAUCCCAGUGGAAGGUUUCCCACGGAGGAUUUGCUCUUCAGAAAAACACUACUUUGUCCUUUGUAUGCAACUAGAGGAUGCUUUAGGAAGUCAAGAACAGAGCCUAAAAUCUUCUCUACGAGUCUUUGAUAAAUUGACAUUAGAAGAAGUAUGUCAGUUUGAGUUUGAUGCAAAUGAAAUGGUAGAGAGUAUAGUGUAUCUAGAGACUAACUCUAGCAUAAUCGUUGGUACAGGAUAUAACUAUCCUGAUCAGGAUACACCCGAUUCGGGGCGAUUGCUUAUGUUUACUGUCAAUAAGAACAACCUCAAUUUAAUUUCAACUUAUAAGGUGCAAGGAUCGGUAAACACACUCGAAAGUUACAAAGGUCUAAUUGUAGCUGGUAUAAAUGCUACAGUUAGUACGUUUGCUUUUCGUGAAGGAAGUUUUCACGUCGAAGGUUGUCUUCGAACUCCUACUUAUACCAUAGACCUCUGUAUUGACGAUGAUGAUAUAGUAAUCGGCGACUUGAUGAAGUCGAUUUCUGUGAUAAAUUUUUCAGAAAACCAGCUGACCGAAUUAGCCAGGGAUUUUAAGCCAAUAUGGGUAUCAUCCGUUGAUAAGCUAGACAAACAUAAAUACUUUGUCUGUGAUGCUGAUGGUAACGCAUUUGUUUUUCUACGGGACGUGCAUUCACCGCAAAUAGCCGACCGUAAACGGUUGCGCUGCUUGGAUCAGUACUACUUGGGAGAAUUCGUAAACAAAACUCGAACUGCUACAUUAACAAAGCUUCAGGCAGGAAGCUUUGUACAACCGAGACUCAUCUCCGUCACAGUGGAUGGUGCUAUAAUGCUUAUUGGAGAUGCGAAUGAUAAUGCUGACAUACUCUUGCAGCUUCAGGAUAACGUAAGGCGCGUUUUACCUUCGACAGGCGGACUAAGUCAUGAAGACUGGAGAAGGUGUCAUUCUGAAGUUGCUGAAGAGCUUCCGAGUAAGCUUAUAGAUGGUAAUUUAUUAGAAGGUAUCGUUGACAUGCCUCUGUCUAUACAGGAUGAUAUCGUUCAAGGAAAGAACGGAGGACUACCCUUGAACAUUUCUGUGAAUGAGUUGGUAAAUUUAUCGGAAAGUCUUGCUAGAUUACAUUCCUAAAUUCUUGCGCUAAUGAACUUCUUAAUGAAAAAAUUGCGAAAACCGCAACAUAUAAAUAUAUACAUCUUUUUGGGAAAUACAAUAAUUUACAUUACUAUUCUUUCGAUAGUUUGUAUGAUUCUUCAUUACUUUCUCGUUUUAGGAGAAAUCGCUAAAUAUUUUACUUAAAUGUAGAGUCAAUUAUUCGUUUGAAUUUUCACAAUUCAUAAUUCCUUAUUCAUAAUUAAUUCUGUUCUCUUUAGAAUUCCACAUCUUUGGUAUUC
Molecule: messenger RNA, 3777 nt
Organism: Schizosaccharomyces cryophilus OY26
Lineage: Eukaryota; Fungi; Ascomycota; Schizosaccharomycetes; Schizosaccharomycetales; Schizosaccharomycetaceae
Product: damaged DNA binding protein Ddb1
Exons: 1
Coding region: 278-3514 (1078 amino acids)
Biological process (GO): proteasome-mediated ubiquitin-dependent protein catabolic process; DNA repair
Cellular component (GO): nucleus; site of double-strand break
Molecular function (GO): protein binding; nucleic acid binding
Source: RefSeq, a predicted model, not a curated record